Molecule: messenger RNA, 939 nt
Organism: Rotaria sp. Silwood2
Lineage: Eukaryota; Metazoa; Rotifera; Eurotatoria; Philodinida; Philodinidae
Source: the annotation of a GenBank genome assembly
AUGCCUUCACGGUAUGAAAUCGAUAAAAUAUCAUGGGGAUACCGUCCUACGGCUAACAUUGAGGAUUAUAUGACAAUUGAAGAAUUGCUCAAAGAAUUAGUUAUUACGAUCAGUACUGGAGGAAAUGUCUUGAUCAAUGUUGGACCCAACUUGCAUGGAAAGAUUCCACCAAUAUAUCAAGAACGUCUUCGACAGAUGGGUUCAUGGUUGCAAGUCAAUGGUGAGGCGAUUUAUGCUACGAAACCAUGGAAGUAUCAAAAUGAUUCCACCAAUCCCAAUGUCUGGUAUACAUCAUCAAAAGACACUAAAUUCGUCUAUGCUCUUCUUCCUAUAUGGCCAAAAGAUAAUUCUGAAAUUAUACUCGGUGCUCCAUUGAGUUCCUCCAAAACAGUUGUGACACUUCUGGGCUCAAGUAUUGAUUCACUUCCAUGGCGCGUAGCUAGUGGAGACCGUGGUAUUGUGAUCGAUGUUUCACAGAUCAAACUUCAUUCGCUCCAAAGUGGUUGGACAUGGGCAUUCAAACUGGAGAAUUUGUUACCAGACAAUGGUAUUAAUCCCACCCCUGGAUUUUCUAUUGGUUCUAAAUGUUGUAAUGGUGUUUGGUUUAUAUGCACUCGACGGUUCCGACAAAAUGACAAAAUGAAAAUAUUCUUUUUUAAUUGUGGUGUUAUACGAAUUGUGAUCAAUCCGAUAAUUGUUAAACAUGCUGAUGUGAUGAAACCAACAAUUGAAUAUGUUAACGAAUAUAAGUGUCCAGUAAAGACUCCGUAUAUAAUAAAGAUGAUCGUUGGACAACGUAACGCUGCUAAUAUUAAUAAUAAUACAACAAUGCGCUUUAUAACUGUCAAAUCUCUUAAGUUUCGUUGUCGCUGUUUUGCAGCUAUAAUAAGUGUUGCUGGGCGUGCAGAACCACGUAUAAAUUUCGUUAUCCAUGCAUAG